This is a messenger RNA of Verticillium nonalfalfae, 363 nucleotides long. RefSeq lists its product as uncharacterized. Lineage: Eukaryota; Fungi; Ascomycota; Sordariomycetes; Glomerellales; Plectosphaerellaceae. Gene Ontology annotation, molecular function: protein folding chaperone. The transcript is spliced from 3 exons. Gene Ontology annotation, cellular component: prefoldin complex; cytoplasm. Gene Ontology annotation, biological process: protein folding. Bases 1 to 363 code for a protein of 120 amino acids. The record is from RefSeq and is a predicted model, not a curated record.
AUGUCGAUUCCUAACCAGGCUCUGGAGAAGUUGAUGAGGGAGAUUGAGGGCCAGGCGAUUGCAGCCCAACAACAGAUUGGACAGGCGCGGUCGCAGACGGCGUCCAAGCAGCGUGAAAUGCGCAUGCUGCGUUUGACUUUGGACGAGGUUUCCGGGCUCCCGAGAGGGUCCAAUGUGUUCGAGGGAGUCGGCAAAAUGUUCGUUGCGCUACCUACGCCAAAGCUCACAGAGAAACUGGACACUCAGAUCAAAGAUAAGGAAAACGAGGUGGAGAAGCUUGGACAGAAACUGCAUUAUCUUGAGACGACCUUUAAAAACAGCCGACAAGCGAUUGAUCAGAUGCUCAAGUCCCAGGGUGCCUGA